GUUUUAUAGAGUUCUUUUUUUGUAAGAGGUGCAUAUUGAUAGAAAUUAUGGCUGGAAUAAAAUCUGCUAAAAGUGCUUUACGUAAAAAAAUGAAAGAUAUUAUUACACAACUUAAUACUGAAGAGAAACAAAGACAAUCAAUGAAGGUAUUUGAUAAACUAUGUUCUCUACCACAGUUUCGAGAAAGCACAAGAAUUUCCUUAUAUCUAAGCACAAAAGAUGAAAUUGACACAAUUGAAAUAUUAAAAUAUAUAUUUGAAAGAAAAAAGGUCGUAUUUAUUCCUAGGUAUAAAGGAAAAGAAAUGGAAAUGGUUAAACUACUUUCGAUGCAAGAUUAUGAAACACUACCAUUAACCAAAUGGAAUAUUAAACAACCAAAUGUUAAUGAACUUAGAGAAAACGCAUUACAAACUGGUGGAUUAGAUUUAAUACUUAUACCAGGUGUUGCAUUUACUGCUAAUGGAAAACGUUUGGGACAUGGAAUGGGUUAUUAUGAUAAAUUUUUGGACUUAUGUUUAAAGAAACAACAAAAAAUACCGCACUUAAUUGCACUGGCAUUUAAUGAACAAUUGUGUGAAGAUAUUCCUACAUCUGAAAAUGAUAUACUUUUGGAUCUUGUACUUACAGAAAAAUAAUUUAUUAUGAGAAAAUUUACGUUUUGUAUUCAUGUUCUUAAUUUAACUGUAUUUUCUAAUAAAUAAGUUAAAUAUAAAAAUACAUUAACUAAUAUAAA
This is a messenger RNA of Bombus impatiens (common eastern bumble bee), 733 nucleotides long. RefSeq names its product 5-formyltetrahydrofolate cyclo-ligase (gene Mthfs). The transcript has 4 exons. The coding region runs from base 48 to 635 and encodes 195 amino acids. Gene Ontology annotation, cellular component: mitochondrion. Gene Ontology annotation, molecular function: 5-formyltetrahydrofolate cyclo-ligase activity. NCBI's taxonomy places the organism in Eukaryota, Metazoa, Arthropoda, Insecta, Hymenoptera, Apidae. The record is from RefSeq and is a predicted model, not a curated record. Gene Ontology annotation, biological process: tetrahydrofolate interconversion; folic acid-containing compound biosynthetic process.